Molecule: messenger RNA, 1677 nt
Organism: Lachancea mirantina
Lineage: Eukaryota; Fungi; Ascomycota; Saccharomycetes; Saccharomycetales; Saccharomycetaceae
Source: the annotation of a GenBank genome assembly
AUGAGCGAUGAAAUGACCCUUAAAGAGGGCUUUGCGCGAAAGAGUGAGGUCGAAAGCGUAGAACAUGCGGAAACUUUGAGUAUAACUACGGGGAAUCACAUGGCAAGAACCCGUAGAAGAUGGUCGAGAAGCUCGCAAGAUAAAAGGCAUAAGGGACAAAAUCUGGCAGAUAAUGUGCACGAGGCAGUCACAUUUGAUUACAUAUCACCUGGACAACUGUACUCUACGGAAUCCGGGCGUCUUUUCCAUGCGGGUAAGAUUUUGGUCGUUUUAGUAGGCCUUCCAGCGACGUCCAAGACAUUGCUGUCGGUUGCAAUAACCAGGUACACCAAGUGGCUAGGUGUACGUACAUGGUCGUUCCACGUUUCUGAGUACAGAAGGAGAAUGGCAGGUGUGGGGCUUGAGGAGUUCCCAAUUGACUAUUUUUCGGCCAGGCCGCAAACAGCUGAGGGCAGCAAAGUGAGAAAUCAAAUUUUGGAUCAAGUAUCGAAGGACAUGCUUGCUUAUUUUAAGGAAGGAAAGGGCCAAUUAGCCGUUUAUGAUGCGUUAAACAUUCUGGCCGAAGAACGAGUGCAGCUGAACCAGCAAUUCAUGGAGAUGGGUAUCAAAGUUUUGUUCAUAGAGUCGGUAAUGAACGAUUCUGAGUUGAUUAAGCAUAACGUAGAACAGGCAUCGAAGUCUGCAGACUACGUUGGAUGGUCCAAGGAGAACGCGAUAGCUGACUACGUGCAUCGCAUUAAAAUCAACAAGCAAUUAUAUGAGCCCAUGACUCGCGAAGAACAACUGAGUUACGUCAAAUACAUCAAUUUCGGAGAACAGCUAAUCGUCAAUAACAAUCAUUUCGGGUAUCUGGUCAAUAAGAUUGUGUUUUUCCUCAUGAACUUGGGGGAAAAGAAGGGCUGUGUCUAUUUUGCCCGCUGUGGUACCAGUAAGGACGACAAAUAUAUUAGGGACGAAGUACUCAACGAAGAAGGUUUGCAGUAUUCCGAGGUUCUUACCGAUCUUGUAUUGAAAACGAUCAAUGCAAGAAGGCUCACAAAAUCUAAGAAUGCGGUCAUCGAGAGUUGGAAGAACUCUCCAAAAAUAAGAGCAGCGAGCUCGGGGCCUGCGUCGCCAUCCCCGUCUCCAUUGAUUCCUACUCACGAAACUUUAAGGCGUUCCGAAUCUACAGGAAACACUUCCGUCCGUCAACCGGCCACUGGUGAUGGUGGCGAUGAGGAUUCUUUUGUUGUCUGGACUGCUCCUCGGAAACGCACGUUCGACACUGCCAAGUUUUUCUUGGAAAAGGGUAUCACAGUGCGUCAAAAAUCUCAAUUACAACAACUGCAUCCAGGUCUAGUGGCAGAUCUAUCCAAAUCUCAAAUAAAGGAAAAAUUUCCCGAAGAAUAUCGGGAGUGGAAGAAAGAUCCUUACCAUUACAGAUUUCCGCGAGCGGAAUCGUAUCAUGACUUAGCGGUGAGAAUGGAGCCGUUGCUUCUAGAGAUGGAACGUAUGCGCGGCGAUAUUCUCAUAAUUGGCCACGAAUCAACUCUCAGGGUAUUAUAUGGCUACCUGAUGGCAUGUUCAUGCUCUGAUAUUCCUUCCUUACAAUUUACGAGGGACGAACUUAUCGAAAUAUCUUUUGGACCUUUCGAAAACAAAGUUAGAAAAGUGCCAAUGCCAUCCUACCGAAAAUGA